This is a messenger RNA of Trichobilharzia regenti, 1539 nucleotides long. The record is from the annotation of a GenBank genome assembly. Lineage: Eukaryota; Metazoa; Platyhelminthes; Trematoda; Strigeidida; Schistosomatidae.
AUGGGUUUUAGUGAUCUUGGUUUGAUUCCUGAGUUAUGUUCAGUAUGUGAACGAGUCAAGUGGUUAUAUCCCACACAAAUACAGUCAGCAGCAAUACCCCCUGCUCUCGAAGGGAAGGAUAUUGUUGGAAUUGCAGAGACAGGCUCUGGUAAAACAGGUGCAUUUCUUCUCCCGAUAAUUCAACACUGGAUCAAAUCAGGCCAGCCGGUUGGUUUCGCACUUAUACUGGCACCAACACGAGAAUUAGCUCAACAGUUGGCCAGUGAAGCAGAACACUUAGGACAGUAUAAGGGCGAUGAAAUGGAACUCCGCUUACAAGUUAUUCGACUUGUUGGUGGUGAAGAUAUUGUUGAUCAAGCUUUAAAGUUAGCCUGGAGAAAACAUCACAUUAUUGUUGCGGAUGAUAACAGUGAUACAUCCAGUCAACAGAAUCAUCAUCGUAUUAUGAUAUUUUGUAAGAGAUGUCAUGAAACUGUACUAGUCUCAGAAUUUCUCCAUGAACGUGGUCAUUCUACAGUUGCAUUAACUGGUCGUAUGAAACAAAGCGAACGUAAAGAAUCAUUAAAUAAAUUUGUAUCGGGUGAAGUACAAAUCUUAGUGGCAACAGAUGUUGCUAGUCGGGGACUAGACAUUCCUAAUGUGGAAUUUGUUAUCAACUACAAUGUACCAUUAUCUGAGAAAACGUAUAGACAUCGUGUUGGUAGAACUGCACGUGCUGGUCAGAAAGGAAUAGCUCUAACCAUAGUCACACGUGAUGUAGCACCCGUGUUUCUAGAAUUAGAGGCAUCUCUAUUACCAUAUCUACCAAAAUCUAAGGCUGAAGUCAGUAGCUCUUCUCCUGGAAUACCUCGUUGGCCAAUUCCAGUUCCUGAUUUAAACGGUCGUGAUAGUAUACUUGUCCGUCGGCGGUUAGCUGAUCAAGCUUGGUCUCGAGCUUCAAAGACGAUUAGAGCACAGAUAGCAAGUCAAAAACCUGUCGACAAUGAUGAUCUCCCUAAUUUAGACUUACCAAUGGAUGAAGAGAUACUUCAAGAGUAUGCUAAUUCAGAUAACAGUGAUGAUGCUGAAAGUGAUGACGAUAGUGACAAUAAUGGAAAGCGCUCAUCAUCAUCAUCCUCUGAUAGUGACGGUGAUAAUGACUCAUCAGCUGUAGAAAAACAGCCGUCAAAGCGUAAAUUGCCUAAAACUCCGGCAAACUUCAAGUUGAAAACAUCUGGUGAAGCUGGAAUAGCAGCUGCACGUAAAACGUGGAAAUGCAUAGCAAAGCUGAAUCAACAGCAGAAGAAGGAGCAAGCUGAGCUGGAAGAGACACAUCGUUUUAGCAAAUCAAUUGGAUGGGGUGUUACAUUUACAAAUAAGGAUAAUGAUGAGAUGAUGAACGAUAAUGAUGAUAAUAAUAUGCAUAACGAUGAAAUGAGCGACGAUGAAGACGACAAUGAGGCAGUUCGUUAUGAACAACCAAUCAAGACAAAAUAUGCCAAGAUUCAGGCAUCUAAGAAAGCAAAGAAAAAUAAACAAAAUAAGAAAUUCUAUGCAUAA